Messenger RNA from Hibiscus syriacus, 1624 nucleotides. Its product is annotated as high mobility group B protein 6-like. NCBI's taxonomy places the organism in Eukaryota, Viridiplantae, Streptophyta, Magnoliopsida, Malvales, Malvaceae. The record is from RefSeq and is a predicted model, not a curated record. The coding region runs from base 59 to 1522 and encodes 487 amino acids. Gene Ontology annotation, molecular function: DNA binding. The transcript has 4 exons.
UACAUCUUAAAUCAAAGAAACACAGUUUAUCUCGUAAAAUUUUCUUCUCUUCUAAAAAAUGGUGGAUUUGGCGGUUGUUGUUGAUGUGCCGAAGAAAUCGAAAAAAAAUGGAAGGAAAGCCUUGAAAGACAAAAACCCAUCGACAAAUGAAGCCAAUAUUUUGGCACAAAAGCUCUCCCCAGUCCCACCGGUUCCUUCUCCGAUGGAAGCCGACGAUCCCUCCAAAGCGAACUCUGGAACUCUCACUUCCCCCAAGAAAGCAAAGGCCGCCGCAGCCAAAUCGAAACAGAGCAAGCAAUCGUUCGAGAAAGACUUGCAAGAAAUGCAAGAUAUGCUUCAGCAGUUGAGGAUCCAGAAGGAGAAGACGGAGGAGUUGUUGAAGGAGAAAGAUGAGAUGCUGAAGCUGAAGGAAGAAGAGAUCGAGACCAAAGGUAAGAAACAAGAGAAAUUGCAGAUGGAGCUGAAGAGAUUGCAGAAAAUGAAGGAAUUCAAGCCGACCAUGACUUUUGCGAUUCCUCAGUCUUUGAAAGAGAAGAAAAAUGGUGGAUCUGAAAAGAAAAGGCCGUCACCACCUUACAUUUUAUGGUGCAAAGAUCAAUGGAAAGAGAUAAAGAAGGAGAAUCCAGAGGCGGAUUUCAAAGAGGUUUCGAAUAUUUUGGGUGCGAAAUGGAAGAUGAUCACUGCCGAAGAAAAGAAGCCCUACGAAGAGAUAUACCGAGCCGAAAAGGAAGCGUAUUUGCAGGUGAUGGCGAAAGAGAAGCGCGAGACCGAAGCGAUGAAGCUCUUGGAAGAUGAAAACAAGCAAAAGUCAGCCAUGGAGUUGCUUGAACAAUACCUGCAGUUCAAGCAAGAAGCGGAGAAAGAAACAACCAAGAAGAAGACCAAGAAAGAAAGGGAUCCCUUGAAGCCGAAGCAACCAAUGUCGGCUUUCUUUUUGUUCUCCAGCAAGCGGAGGGCAGCUCUUCUAACAGAGGACAAAAGCAAUAACAUUUUGGAUGUCGCAAAGAUCGCCGGCGAAGAGUGGAAGAACAUGACUGAAGAACAACGACGACCGUACCACGAGAUGGCAAAGAAGAACAAGGAAAAAUACAUGGAGGAAAUGGAGGCAUACAAGAAGAGAAAGGAAGAAGAAGCUUCGAGUCUCCAAAAACAAGAGGAAGAAACAAUGAAACUCCAUAAACAAGAAGCUCUGCAACUGCUUAAAAAGGAGAAAACAGAUAACAUCAUCAAGAAAACAAAGGAGAAACGCCAGAAAAACAAGCCUGUAUCAGACCCUAACAAGCCAAGGAAGCCUGCAUCUUCAUUCCUUUUGUUCAGCAAAGAAGCAAGGAAAACUCUAAUGCAAGAGCGAGAAGGGAUCAAUAAUUCCACACUCAAUGCAUUGAUUUCAGUGAAAUGGAAGGAACUUGGUGAGGAAGAGAGGAAUGUUUGGAAUGGAAAAGCAGCUGAAGCCAUGGAAGAAUACAAGAAGAAACUCGAAGAAUAUAAUAACAAAUGUGCAGAGGUGAACAAGCAGCAGUGAUGAAAUGUUCUUGAUGUUGUUUUGUUUGAAACAUCAAUCCUUUUGAUGAACUGUUCUUACACAGUAGGAUCUGGUUAUUUUAAGUUCUUGUCAUGUUGAUUU